Messenger RNA from Galeopterus variegatus (Sunda flying lemur), 2279 nucleotides. RefSeq names its product palmdelphin (gene PALMD). The record is from RefSeq and is a predicted model, not a curated record. NCBI's taxonomy places the organism in Eukaryota, Metazoa, Chordata, Mammalia, Dermoptera, Cynocephalidae. Gene Ontology annotation, biological process: regulation of cell shape. Gene Ontology annotation, cellular component: cytoplasm; membrane. The transcript has 10 exons. Bases 354 to 2279 code for a protein of 641 amino acids.
CAGUUAAUAAGAAAAUGUGCCUUGCUAACUGUGCACAUUACAACAAAGAGCUGGCAGCUCCCGAAGGAAAAGGGCUUGUGCUGCUGCCGUUCAAACUUGUCAGUCAACUCGUGCCAGCAGCCUCAGCGUCUGCCUCCCCAGCACUCCCUCAUUACAUGUGUCUGUCUGGCCUGAUCUGUGCAUCUGCUCAGAGACGCUCCUGACAAGUCGGGAAUUUCUCCAUUUCUCCACUACUGCGGAGUGGAUUUCUGCCUGCUUCUCUUCUGUCACUCCUGCUCCUCUCCCCAAGGAGCCUCCUUGAUUUAUGGUAGCUUUGGACUUCCUUCACCGUCUGCCUGUCCUUGACUUCUAGAAUGGAAGAAGCUGAGCUGGUGAAAGGGAGACUCCAGGCCAUCACAGAUAAAAGAAAAAUACAGGAAGAAAUCUCACAGAAGCGUCUGAAAAUAGAGGAAGAAAAACUAAAGCACCAGCAUUUGAAGAAAAAGGCCUUGAGGGAGAAAUGGCUUCUAGACGGAAUCAGCAGCGGAAAAGAACAGGAGGAGAUGAAGAAGCAAAAUCAGCAAGACCAGCACCAGAUCCAGGUUCUGGAACAAAGUAUUCUCAGGCUUGAGAAAGAGAUUCAAGAUCUUGAAAAAGCUGAACUGCAAAUCUCAACCAAUGAAGAAGCAAUUUUGAAGAAAUUAAAAUCAAUUGAGAGGACAACAGAAGACAUAAUAAGAUCUGUAAAGGCAGAAAAGGAAGAAACAUUACAAGAGUCAAUUGAGGACAUCUAUGCUAAUAUACCUGACCUUCCAAAAUCCUACAUACCAUCCAGGUUAAGAAAGGAGAAAAAUGAAAGAAAAGAAGAUGAUGAACAAAAUAGAAAAGCUUUGUAUGCCAUGGAAAUCAAAGUUGAAAAAGACUUGAAGACUGGAGAAAGUACAGUUCUGUCUUCAAUACCCCUCCCAUCGGAUGACUUUAAAGGUACAGGAAUAAAAGUUUAUGAUGACGGGCAAAAGUCAGUGUAUGCGGUGAGCUCUAAUGACAGUGCAGCAUACAACGGCACCGAUGGCCUGGCACCAGUCGAGGUAGAAGACCUUUUAAGACAAGCUUCGGAGAGAAGCUCUAAGUCCCCCACAGAGUAUCACGAGCCUGUAUAUGCCAAUCCGUUUUGCAGGCCUACAACCCCACAGAGAGAAAAGGUAACCCCUGGACCAAACUUUCAAGAAAGGGUGAAAAUUAAGGCUAAUGGACUGGGCAAUGAUGGAAAUGAACCCAUACACAAUAUGGACAACGGACCUUCAGAGCAACUGGGCGACAACGUCAAUCACACCAGUCCCAUUCGGCCAAUACCUUAUCCCAGGUCAACGAAUCAACAAGCAGAAGAGACUCUCCCCACCGCACAAAAGAGGCUGAUGAGUCCUCGGGGAGAACCAAAUGUCAUGCAGGACAAAUAUGCGCCCUCUCCAAAGGCAAGACUGAUCCCCAGGGAAACAACAGUUGGGAAGUCAGAACACCGAGGUUCUUCACCCACGUGCCAGGAUGAGGAAGAUGUUAGAUACAAUAUCGUUCAUUCCCUGCCUGCUGACAUGGAUGGUACAGAACCUGUGACAAUGAUUUUCAUGGGGUAUCAGCAGGCAGAAGACAGUGAAGAAGAAAAGAGGCUUCUGACAGGGUAUGAUGGGAUCAUCCAUGCUGAGCUGGUUGUGAUUGAUGAGGAGGAGGAGGAGGGUGAAGGAGAAGCUGAGAAACCAUCCUACCACCCAGUAGCUCCCCAUAGUCAGGUGUACCAGCCAGCCAAACCAACACCCCUUCCCAGAAAGAGAUCAGAAGUUAGUCCCCAUGAAAACACAAGCCAGAAAUCUCCUCACAAAAACUCCAUCUCUCUGAAAGAGCAAGAAGCAAGCUUAGGCAGCCCUGUUCACCAUUCUCCGCUUGAUGUUCAGAUACCUGGAGAUGGGACUGAGGAUCCGUCUUUAACAGGUAUAGCUCAGUGCCAGACAUUUCCUCCAUGGCGUGAGCCCAGCAUGCUUUUCCUGGGAGCCCACUUCUACCCCCAUCAGCUAGACAGCUGGCUUUCUUUGAUAGUCGUCACCAACCUACUCUGCUUUAAGGAUGAGAAUGGCAAAGCUGGGGAAAAAAGUGAUCUAAGAGGUGUACCACCCACAGAAACAUCCACUGGACAAGAAACUAAGAAACUUCAAUGUGAACCCUGUGGCGCAAUGACUGAUUAUGACCGAAGGGUGCUGGAUGGAGGACUUCCCAUAGGUCAAAAAGCACAAAUCGGGUCUAAUGCUUGA